UUGUUAUUAUACGCAUAUUUUUUUCCUCAUAUAGCUCGGUCGGAAGGCGCUAUCAUUAUCGGUGAUCAUGAUAUCACCGUACACGUCAAAUCUGGUGAAAAUCUUAUCCAAUCUUGUAAAGUCAAUGCCGAACAGCAUAGAUCAGUCACUAUUCGGUGGGGCAAAAUAAUCGACCCAACUAAAACUGUUCCAGCAUAUGAGGGCGAUGGUAAAGAGAUCAUUCGUCUCUCCAAUAUCGCUUUUAUUGUCUUUCCUUUGAUGCCCACAAGUGAAGCAAGCAACAAAUUGACCUCCAGUGCACCAGCAGUCAGUGCUCCCUUUGCUGUGAGUGACCCCGGGUCACCAGAGAGCCAGCUAGUCAUUCAGCGUGUCACAGGUCGAGAUGCUGGCAUGUAUAUCUGCUCUGUCAUCACGGAAUCUGGCUGGGACGACCGAAAACUCGUUCGAGUUGUUGUUUCUGAUGCUCAAACCGAACCAUUGCCAGAAACGGAAGAGAACAGUUAUUCUCGGCGUCUGGCCCUUUACAUUGCAGCACCAGUGGUGAUCUUCUUUGUAUGCAUCUUCAUAAUCAGCUAUUGUUUGAUUAAUCGCAAAAGCAGACGCUGUUCACAAAUGAAUGGGAACCAUACAAGGGCCACCUUACCAGUAAUGCGUCAGAUGGGAAACAGCAAUAACUCCAUGGGGAUGUAUCGUGGUGGUCUAAAUGGUACAGACCUUGCUGGAAAGACCAAUGCCAUGGGUCUAAUGGAUCAUCAUAUGACGCAUCAAUCUCCUCAGGGUCCACCCUCGUCGGCUGUUACCGCGCCUCCGGUGAAAAACAAUAACCACACCAUGAACAGUAAUGGCAAUCAUAUUGCCUACUCUUCAUCAACAGGGUCUCAUUCCCUUAGUGGGACAUCGGCGGGUACUCCUGGAUCGAUGCUGUUAGCCAACACUAUGGUCCAAGUGCUACCUCCUGAUGGUUCUGGUUAUCCCCUUCUCAAACCCAAUGGACAUCAUCACCACGGUCAUCCAGUUUCUCAACCAGCACCUCCUCACAGUGCUUACGAUCCCUACAAUACCGGACAUAUGAACGGAGGCGGAAUGGUGUACAUGCCUUCUGGGUACCAUGAUUUUCAAGCGUAG
Molecule: messenger RNA, 1125 nt
Organism: Rodentolepis nana
Lineage: Eukaryota; Metazoa; Platyhelminthes; Cestoda; Cyclophyllidea; Hymenolepididae
Source: the annotation of a GenBank genome assembly